AUGCGACGAAAAUUCGUUGGGUCAAGAACCUGUGGGCGGCAUCCGCCCGCGUCUUGCCGCCCGGUGCCCGGUGGAAGGUGCGCUCACACCUUCCCGGUCCGGAGGACCGGCUCUCCUGGGAGAGCUCCGAUUAGCUCGGGGACGCAAACGGAUACUGGGCUGAGUCCAGGGCUUUCCCGGAACUCCCGGUUCCUCCAGAGGCUUCCUGUGAGGGGGUCGGCGCGGGCUGGGGGGGGGGGUCCCCGCGUUCUCCGAGUGAAAGGCCGCGUCCGCCUCCCGCCCCCGCCGGCCCCACCAGGGCUCUGCGACCGCCGCACUCACCGGCUCCCGCCACCUGGGUUCCGCUCCGGGACCUCGGCAGCCGGCGCCUCCCGCCUCGCCCGCCCACCGGCCUCUCCUGCAGCACCCGCUGCCUCCCUCCGGAGUGGAGGGGCCCGGGCGGCGCCGCGGCCAGGAGCGGGGUCGGAGGCCAAGCCGGGGCGCGGGCCGGGGCUGCGGGGCCGCCGGGCGUGGGAGAAGGAGGGCGCCCCUCUCCUCGCCGGGCCGUGUCAAUGCUUUGCACUUGGGGCGGCUUGCGGCUGGGGGUCCUUCCCCGCAGGCCCUGGCGCCCGGGCGCCCCCCGCCUCAGGCCCUUUCGGCGGGUCGGGUCGGCCCGCCGAGCUUCCCCGUCCGGGCGCAGGCAGCCGUGGGCGCGGGCGGCGGGGUGGGGGCCGGGGCAGGGGGAGGGGUCUCGGGGCCCGCUGGCCCGUCAUUGGUUAA
Molecule: messenger RNA, 759 nt
Organism: Cervus elaphus (red deer)
Lineage: Eukaryota; Metazoa; Chordata; Mammalia; Artiodactyla; Cervidae
Product: translation initiation factor IF-2-like
Exons: 1
Coding region: 1-759 (252 amino acids)
Source: RefSeq, a predicted model, not a curated record